Messenger RNA from Verticillium alfalfae VaMs.102, 1521 nucleotides. RefSeq lists its product as hypothetical. Gene Ontology annotation, biological process: transmembrane transport. The record is from RefSeq and is a predicted model, not a curated record. Bases 1 to 1521 code for a protein of 506 amino acids. The transcript has 3 exons. NCBI's taxonomy places the organism in Eukaryota, Fungi, Ascomycota, Sordariomycetes, Glomerellales, Plectosphaerellaceae. Gene Ontology annotation, cellular component: fungal-type vacuole membrane. Gene Ontology annotation, molecular function: transmembrane transporter activity.
AUGGUGGACGCAACAACGUCGUCGGAGCCGUCCAGCGAUAUCGAGAAGCUGGAGCACUUCCCGACAGAUGGUUCAGAUUCAGAAGUCAGGCAGAUCAAGACGGAAAGAGAGAGAACAGACGCAUCCAGCAAUGCCACUAGUGAUGGAGCAGGCGAGGUUGACCAGCGUGAUGGCGAUGAAAACCAGCCGACGACCAGCAUCGCGAGCCGUGUCCUCAGUCGGAUGACUUCACGCUCAAGCGUUGCGCCAGGGCCGCCACCUGAUGGAGGUUUUACCGCAUGGAUGUGUGUUCUCAGUGGACAUCUCGUCAUCAUGAAUACUUGGGGUGUCAUCAACUCUUUUGGUGUAUUUCAACCGCACUACACGUCGACUCUGAACCGUGCGCCGUCUGACAUCUCUUGGAUCGGCUCAUUCGAGAUCUUCCUGCUCUUCUUCAUCGGCACCUUUACCGGCCGCUUGACCGAUGCGGGAUUCUUCCGCCUCCUUUUCGCCACGGGCUCCGUGCUCGUGGUGGCCGGCACCUUUGCCACGUCGUUCUGCACACAGUACUGGCAGUUCUUCCUGGCGCAGGGCGUCUGCAUGGGCCUCGGCAAUGGAUUCUUGUUCUGCCCGUGCCUGUCUCUGCUUGCGACGUACUUUCAGAAGAGGCGAGCGCUGGCGAUCGGCAUCUCGGCGUGCGGCAGCGCGACGGGCGGCCUGGUGUUUCCCAGCAUCGUCAGGGAACUGCUGCCGCGGAUCGGGUUCGGCUGGACGAUGCGGGUCAUUGGGUUCAUCCAGCUGGCCACCAUGCUCGUGAGCUUCUUCUUCCUCAAACCGAGGAUCGCUCCGCGCAAGGCCGGCAAGCUGGUGGAGUGGGCGGCCUUCGCGGAGCUCGAGUACACGUUCUACGCCUUGGGGUCCUUCCUGGUGAGUUUCCUUUCCCCCUUCCGCAGACUCGCCUCGCGGGCCUACUCACACAUCACACGGCAGUGCUUCAUGGGGGUCUACUUUGCCUUCUUCUACCUCGCCUCCUACUCGCGCGACGUGGAAGGCCUGUCCUACCUCAACUCGCUCAACCUCCUCCUGCUCCUCAACGGCAUCGGCGUCAUCGGCCGGCUGCUGCCCAACUACGUCGCCGACACGCUCGGCACCCUCAACAUGUUCAUCCCCAUGGCCGGCAUCAGCUCGCUGCUGGCCUUCUCGUGGAUGGCCGUGUCGUCCGAGCCGGGCCUCUACGCCUGGGUCGUCUUCUACGGCAUCGCCGCCGGCGGCAUCCAGAGCCUGUUCCCCGCCGGGCUGAGCGCGCUGACGUCGGACCCGCGCAAGCAGGGCACGCGCAUGGGCAUGGUCUUUACGAUUGUGAGCUUCGCCGUGCUGACGGGGCCGCCCAUCGCGGGGGCCGUCAUCGACGCCACGGGCGGGCGGUACGUCGGCGCGCAGGCCUUUGCGGGGAGCUGCAUGGCCCUCGGCAUGGGGGGGUUGCUGGCGGCCCGGGAGGUCAAGAGACGGAAACUCGGCAAGGGGGUUUGGGCCAAGAUGUGA